CACAGGCACUAUUCUGGAUAUAAACAAGGUGAUCCAGGAUAUGGGGCAAAGUCCCUGGCUGAACUAGAGAACCAGCGCAAUAAUGAUCAGCAAGGAGGCACUCAUGGUCAAUCUGGACAGCUCUAUUCAACAUCUCCUGCCAGGAAGGGAGACUCGUCACUCAGUGGGCAGAAGGGAAGCGAUACCUCUGGUCAGGACUACGAGAUCUGUCCUUAUGCAACAUUCAGCCUGCCUGGUGGUGGGGGUGGUAUCAACAACACUCAGACAAUGGACUACUCAAUGCAGUUCCAGACAUUUAGUCAACAGGAAUGUUACGCAGGUCAGCCACGACCCAGCACAUCUGGGUAUGGUGGCAGCAAGACCAACAAGGACUACUAUUCACGUGUUCGAUCAAAGUCCAGCAGCACAUCACAUGCAGCAACAGAUGGCAAGAUCCCAAGGACCUCUAAGAGCCCCCCAGAUGGCCUUAGUCUUGAGAUCUCAUGCAUCUCAAGCCAGCAGACACUGCCUGUAUCUGUGGCUGCAGCAUCAAGCUCAAGUAGUCACCACCGUCGCAACAAGUCACCACGAGGACAUCGUGGGCAUAGUCACGACCACCAGCACCAAGAGAGCCAAAGCAGCAGCAGUGGUGUGGGUUUUGGGCGAUCACGUAGCUGCUCAAUGGGGACAGACCAUGAACGGGAUAGAGAACGGUCAGGCUCAGACAGCAGUGCAGGUGGUGCGGGAAGUCCAAGGAGGAGUGAGCCUAAGGCAAUUUCGUCCCAGUAUAGACUUCCUACUGCCAACCAUAGAACCACCAAGACACCACAGCAUGAUUCAGUAUUUGAAUUGGAUUCCAGCACAGAAUCAGCAGAAGCUUCACCUGAAGUGAACCAUAGAGUGCGACGCAGUGGUGUGAUGGCGCGGAGAGGGACGCCAUCCAGACAGAACACUAGAGGCAGUAUAGUGUGUCAGGAGGUGGUUCCUCUGCAACCUCCAUCUGGCUUCUCAGACGGACAGGAGCUGUCUGAGGCUGAAUGUGAUCGUGAAGCAGCAUCUGGUCGGAAUAAUGUUGCUGCCCUUCCUCUGUUCCGCCAUGAGGAGCUAGAACAGGAACUAUCCACUCUUGUCAAAAGGUAUCGACAGGAACGAGACAGGGAAAAGCAGGACUACACUAUCCAUGUGUGAGGGAAUCUGAAGAAUACUAUCAAUGAUUGUUAACAAGUGCCACUUUUAAACCAACAGGUUUAGUUUUUGUUCAUCAGAGUUAUGAAUGCAGUAUUUGUUUAAAAAAGUAUACAUUCUACCAAAUCUUGAACACUCGAUGCAAGGGACAUACAAUUCAUUCUGAAAGAAGUGAUUACUGAUUAAACAGAGCACAAGAUACAACAUUCUGAGAGCCAAGAAGCAAACAUUACCUCCUUGAAAGUGUGUAAUUGUUAAAUGAUAACAUCUGUCACCCCAGCUCUGUCACUUAUCCUAAAUCUGCUUUCGAUAUGGUGGCGCCUUCUCUUUGAAGUGUAGUAUACAGGAAUGUGAAUAUCAUGACCAGUUUCUGCAUAAGUCAACAUAGAAGACACCACAAAUGUAAAAUGUAAUGCUGUACUUCAGAAAAUUCAGUAAUUUGAAAGUUCAAAAUAAUGUUAUACAUUCAAAACAUGUAAGAAUAUGAUACUGGACAAUUCAGACAGUGACAAAGGGAUAGCUUUAUUAAGAAUAAAUCUUGGUGUAAUAUAAUACUUCUUUCCAAGGUAUUACAGUUUCAUUUCUGAAAUGUUUAUCUAAGUACUGGUUACAUUCUAGUAAAUUGUGUUCACAUAUAUUUAAUAUAUAAUUUCAGUAAUUUGGAACUAGUAAAAACAAAUGUUUUAUAGUGUUAUAUCCUCUAACUUUUACAGAUGACACAUUUUAUUUACUUCUUACUUAAUGAAAUGAACAUAAAAGUUUAUUUAAAUGUUCAGGGGUUGCCAAUAUAAUAUUUAAUAAAAAUCCAUUUCUUGAGA
Messenger RNA from Zootermopsis nevadensis, 1982 nucleotides. The record is from RefSeq and is a predicted model, not a curated record. NCBI's taxonomy places the organism in Eukaryota, Metazoa, Arthropoda, Insecta, Blattodea, Termopsidae.